AUGUCCAGGAGAUCAAUUUUAGAGGCGUACUUUGGGAAACUUCUAGAGGUUCUCGAGAAGUACAACCUGCGUGAUUGUCCUGCCCAGAUAUACAACGUCGAUGAAACAGGAAUCACGAGAGAUCGAUAUCACAAGCCACCGAAAUCUCUGGGGCCGAGCCAAGGAGCAUUCAAUGCUGUCUCGUGUGGACGGGGUCCAAUACACACCAUCAUAGCCUGUGGGAAUGCCAUGGGAAAUCGGCUCACGCCAUACAUCAUCUUCAAGGGGGCAAGGGUUCGACAAGAGUGGACGGAGGGGACUUUGUCAGGGACAGGUUAUAAUGCCACAAAGACCGGCUGGAGCAACAGUGCUACCUUUCUCCAAUGGUUCAAGGGUCACUUCCUACCACAAGUUGGGUCAGUUAGGCCGCUGCUACUGCUGUAUGAUGGCCAUUCUACCCACAUCAGCGUGCAGAUAAUUGAAGAGGCCCGGUUGGAAGGAGUGCACUUAUUCGUCAUACCUCCACACACGUCCCACAUCCUACAACCCCUUGACGUGGGCUGCUUUGCUCCUUUUAAGGCCACCUACAACAGAGCAGUUCACAAUUGGCUCCACAAGUACAAGAACACAGGUCGCAUUCUGGUCGAAGAAGACAUCGCCUCGCUGGCAUGCAAAGCUUACAUGAUGGGAAUUAGCAGUGACAGUUUAGUAUCAUCCUUCAGAUGCACUGGAAUUUGCCCAUUCAACCCUGACGUCGUGCUAAGCAAGCUCCCUGAGCAACCGGAGAGGGGCAGUUCUUCCAUCGAUGGUCUAUUCGCCCCUAUCGAGAAGUUCCCAUCAACUCCAGAAGUGUUCGCCAGGCGACCAAAAGCAAUCAGAAGUGCCCGAAUGCUGACGGAGGAAGACGAAUACCUCAAGGUUAAAAGUAAACAAGGAGGCCGCAAAUCGAAGGAGCCGACUCCGCAAGCAGCAGACCUAGCACUAGCAGCAGACCUCUUGGCACCAGCAGCAGACCACUUGGCACCAGCAGCAGACCACUUGGCAGCAUCGUACGACGAGUCACCACCGAUGUCCCCCAUGCCUCCGCCAUUGUCGCCGCUAAUCACACCGUCAAUGCCCAUACCGACUAUAGCGUCAUCCGCCACGGAAGCACCCAAGUCCCCGCCGCUGCGGGCCACGUGCACGGUGUCACUGCUGCAGUCGCAAGAGCCAUCUACCAGCAGAUGCUGCCGGAAGGCUUCUUCUCCCGACCCAUCAUCAGAUGAUGUGAGCGAUGAGGACGACAACUGUGUUGUUUGCAACAGAAGAUGGCCGAAAAAUGUCAAGAAAACUGGAGGUCCAAAGAUAAUACUUUGGGCCCGAUGCGACAAGUGCUACAGCUGGGUUCACCUGAAGUACUGUUGCAACAGAGUGACGGAACCAACGAUCGAAGAAGAAUUUCUGUGUCCAAUUUGCAGCGUUGGAACGAGGAAAAGGGAACUAUAA
Molecule: messenger RNA, 1464 nt
Organism: Patiria miniata (bat star)
Lineage: Eukaryota; Metazoa; Echinodermata; Asteroidea; Valvatida; Asterinidae
Exons: 1
Coding region: 1-1464 (487 amino acids)
Cellular component (GO): nucleus
Molecular function (GO): DNA binding
Source: RefSeq, a predicted model, not a curated record